Solenopsis invicta (red fire ant) is the source of this 749-nucleotide messenger RNA. RefSeq lists its product as uncharacterized. The record is from RefSeq and is a predicted model, not a curated record. Lineage: Eukaryota; Metazoa; Arthropoda; Insecta; Hymenoptera; Formicidae. Bases 223 to 534 code for a protein of 103 amino acids. The transcript is spliced from 4 exons.
UAACAAAAGUAUAAAAGAUUUACAAAAAUGAUUCAAAUAUCAUCGUGCUUGUUAUAUUAGAGCCAGAAAAAAAACGAAUAUGUGCCAAGUGGCUCCAGUGCGUCUUCCACAAAAUAUAAUUAUAAAUUUUUUGAGCUAAUGAGACCAUUAGACGACACGCUAAAUACUAAAUCAAUAAUAAAUUCAUGAUCUGUUCAGCAAAAUCCAUCUACCUCGUUCAACAUGGAAAAUUCAAUAUCAGAUAGCUCAGACAUUGAAUUGUCAAACACAUUAAUUCCUGCAGUUACAAGCCCUACACCUGAGACGCUUAAGCCUACUUUGAAGACCACCAAAAAACAGAAAUUACAAAAUGAAUCAAUUAUACAAUCAGCUUUACUAGACAUUUUAAAAACACCAGUUCCUCAGACAGAUGCUAAAGAUGGCUUCUUAAAAACUCUGGGAGAAACUCUAUGUCGAUUAUCAUAUCGGAAGAGAACCAUGAUGGAAAUAAAAUUUCUUCAAAUGGCUUUAGAAGCAGAAGAAGCAGAGCUUUGACUUCGAGAAUAUGGUCGCAUCAUACAAUUUUUCAAACCAAAAGCUUCAUCUGCCACAAUUACAAACGGCAAAAUAGGACCGUUAACUCCAACUGCUGCUGGUGAUGGUACUUGGAGAGAAUUUUCUUCCAAUAAAUUAUAUAACGCGCUGUUUCGAAACACUCCACCAUUACUCUGCCGUCCUUCCGCUCCAAUAUCUAUGAAAGUGAACCGAUA